AUGAAGUUACUUAGGUGUUUAGUGCCAGUAGUGGUGCUGCUAUUGAUUAAGAACUCCUCUGCGAGACCUGGUGUGUUAGGCUUAGAUUUGAUCCGUGGGAACGUUGGUAGUUUGCUGGAUCCAUUGGGAAUAUUCAGGCCUAAAGGUAAUGGUGCCCACGCUAGCAGCAAUGCUCAGGCAUUGGGAGGAAGUCUAAAUAUCGGACCUAUUGGUAUCGGCGGUGGAUACUCCUCAGCUGUGUCAUCGGCGUCGGCGAACAGCGACGGUGGCUCAGCUUCAGCUUCAGCCAAAGCGGAUGCUCAUGCUGACGGAUAUGGAGGAUACGGUGGUUCGAACGCGAACGCGCAAGCAUCCGCUAAUGCUAAUGUACAAGGUUCUUCGGGAAACCCUGGGGGGUAUUUUGGCAAUAAUGGUGGAAACAGCGGUUAUUAUCCUGACGUUUCUCAUCAAGUCAAUCAACCGAAUUACGGAAGUUAUGGUGGCUCUCAGUCCAGUGCUAACGCUAACGCGAAUGCGAAUGCAAAUGUCAACGCCAAUGGUGGAGGGUAUUCUGUCGGUCCCUCUUAUUAUCCUUCUAAACCCCAAGUCAUUGGCAACGCUAAUGCUAAUGCUAAUGCUAACGCAAACGCGAACGCGAACGCUAACGUCUUAGGUACUGGCGGCGUGAAUGUGAUUCCCAACAAGUAUCCUGGCGGAGGAAUAGAUAAAAUAGAAGUUAUUCCCAUAAAUACGCUGCCACUUUCUCAACCAACAUUGCCUGCUUAUUCAAUACCUCACCAGUCGCCUGGAGCUGGUAAAGCAGAUGUAAUUGUCGUUGUCGAGGAAUCUCCGCAGUAUCCGCCGUAUCAUCAUCCGAGUCCUCCCCAUCGCCACCAACACCAUCGUCAACAGCAUUAUGGUAAACCAAAGCAGCAGCCCAUUGAAGUUAUCAUCAUUGAGGAGCCAAAGCCUAAUCCAGCUAAUAGCUACGGAAAUAGCGGCGUUCAAGGAACCCAUCCUGGAUAUACACAAAAUCCGUUUUUAUCUAAUGGCGCCGGAUCAAAUGUUAAUGCUAACGCCCAUGCUAAUGCUAACGCUCAAGCAAUUGCAAGUACAAAUGGCGGAGGUGGACACAGUUAUCAACAAAGUGGACAUCAGCAAAAUGGUUAUCAACAAAAUGAAUAUCAACCAGGUGGAUAUCAACAAGGCGGACAUCAACAAGGCGGAUAUCAACAAGGCGGACAUCAACAAGGCGGAUAUCAACAAGGCGGAUAUCAACAUGGUGGCACUUACCCAAUAGAAUCAUCAGGACACCAAAAUCCAAUUGGCAGUAAUAAUCCCUUUCUAAAUCCCAGCGGACAUUCCAAUGGCAACGCCGGUGACAAUGUUAACUCAAAUGCUGGAGCUAGUGCCAUCGGACAACAUUCAAUAGGCACCAAUAAUCCAUUCCUUAACGGUGGCGCAUCCCAAAAUGUCGGAGGAGGAGCAAACUAUGCAGGAAGUUCGAGCGUUUCAGGCAACAAACCUGAAGGCAUUCUUACCACCUAUCCGGGACAACUGUCCGGAGGAUUCCCUGGCUCACUCGGGACGGCGGGAGCCAAUGCUGGCGCCAACGCCAAUGCCAAUGCCAAUGCGGGCGCUGGAUCCGGUGGUUUUGGAGGAGGUCCGAUCAAAGAAAAUCCGAUAAUUAGCUCUGGCGGACACGGUGGCGGAUCUUCGGGAGUUCUUGGUGGUUAUAAAGAUCACGAAUCUAGUCCAAAUUACAAUGGAUUUGGAGGACAAGUCGGUGGUUCAUCUAGUGCUAACGCUAACGCUAAUGCUAAUGCCGGAGUCACUAAUAUCGGAGAAUCUGGUGGACAUGGACCCAUUUUUGGUGGAUCUGGAGGUCACGGGGGAUAUGGUGGAAGCUCUUUCGGUGGGCAAGACAGUGGAUUUGGAAAUAAUGGUGCAAAUAUUCACGGUGGACAUGCUGGAGGUUCUUCCGGAACCAACGCUAACGCCAACGCUAAUGCCAAUGCCAAUGCCGGAGCCACCGGCGGCCAUGGAACUAUUCUCGGAGGAUCUGGAGGUCACGGAGGAUUCGGUGAAGGCUCACUCAGUGGACACAGUAGCGGUGGAUGUGCACAAUGUGGCUCUUCGAAUCUCGGUGGAUAUGGCGGUGGUUCUUCUAGUGCUAAUGCUAAUAGUAAUGCCAAUGCUAAUGCUGGAAGUUUUGGUGGUGUCCCUAGUGGAUACGGAAGCGGUGUUAAGGGAACAGGACAUGCCGGAGGACAUGGUGGUCAAAGCGGAUUCGGUGAUCAAGGCGGAUUUGGCGGAUCAAUCGGAGGAGGCUCAAACGCUAACGCACAGGCGUCGUCUAAUGCAAUUGCAUCCGGCGGUGGAUCGGCAUCAGCAAACAGCAAAUCGUCGGCCUUCACUAACGGAUCAGGAUCCGCAAAAGCCGAUGCGUCCAGCAAUGCGUCUUCAGGAUCUUACGGUGAAAUAGGAUUGAAAAGUUCAGCGUCAAGCCAAGCAUCAGCUUCAGUCGAUACUAGGGAUAUGCUGGUCUUUAAUUAAACAUUGUGAUAUAACGAAACGAA
Cyphomyrmex costatus is the source of this 2558-nucleotide messenger RNA. Its product is annotated as loricrin. Bases 1 to 2535 code for a protein of 844 amino acids. The record is from RefSeq and is a predicted model, not a curated record. Lineage: Eukaryota; Metazoa; Arthropoda; Insecta; Hymenoptera; Formicidae. The transcript is spliced from 5 exons.